This is a messenger RNA of Chaetomium globosum CBS 148.51, 2556 nucleotides long. RefSeq lists its product as uncharacterized. Gene Ontology annotation, biological process: nucleoside metabolic process. The transcript is spliced from 5 exons. Bases 1 to 2556 code for a protein of 851 amino acids. Gene Ontology annotation, molecular function: catalytic activity. The record is from RefSeq and is a predicted model, not a curated record. Lineage: Eukaryota; Fungi; Ascomycota; Sordariomycetes; Sordariales; Chaetomiaceae.
AUGGCCCAGAAACGGACGUACCAGGGCGAAAAAGAACCGCCUGCGAGCCUUGUAAAGCGGCCAAGAACUUUCGGCACCCUUUCUAAUGGCGACAUCUACGAAGAAUACACGAUCGCCUGGAUAUGCGCGCUUCCGUUGGAAUUGGCGGUAUCGCGUGCCAUGCUGGACGAGGAGCACCCACUGCCACCCAACCAACCCGGCGACGACAACACCUACGUGCUCGGUCGCAUCGACCAGCACAACGUUGUCAUGACAUGUCUACCGGGGCAGUACGGGACAAACAACGCUGCAAUCGUCGCCACAAACCUGAAGCGAAGUUUCCCCAACAUCCUCGCCACCCUGAUGGUCGGCGUAGGCGGAGAAACGGCCGAUGCGAAGACGCCUGCGCGGCUGCUGAACUCGGCUGUGUCCGCUUUACGGUCGAAGCACGGGUCGGACCGUUCUAGCGGUCGAAUGACAAGCCUCCUGCGAACCCGGCUCCCAAACACCUUGCGUCCGGAUAACCCCGAUCGCCUUUUUAAAGCGUCUUAUGAGCACCCUCCCGGGGCGCCAACUUGUACUGACUGCGACCAAGAGAUGUUGCAGCCACGAGGCGCACGCCUCUCCGACGGACCUAGUAUCCAUUACGGAGUCAUCGCUUCAGGAAACAGGGUCAUGAAGGACGGGAAACAACGGGAUGAGAUUUCCCAGCGACUCGGGGCAUUUUGUUUUGAGAUGGAGGCAGCCGGCAUGAUGGACAAUCUCCAGUGCUUGCCGAUCCGCGGUAUUUGCGACUACUCAGAUUCUGUCACGAAUAUGCCAACCGGUGGGACCCCGGGUCACGGCACGCCCGGAGCCAAUCAUAUGAAGACCAAUCAGGGAGCCAGGAAGGCGAUCAAGAAGAUCAGUGAGCUCAGUUGCCAAGAGCAGACUGAGCAGACUGAGCACCAGGAACGACCGCUUAUCAGGAUGACAAUAAUCCGGAAGAAGAUCAAUUCCCACAAGAACAACGAGUGGCAGGAGUAUUCUGCCGCAACUGCGGCUGCAUACGCGAGGGAACUGCUGGAGGGACUUCCGUCUUUACCCAGGACACCCGGCCGGGCUCCCACGUACAUCACGGAUGUGUGCCAGCCUGAUAUCACCGGUACCGAACAUGCUUUGCAACGGCGACAACGCUUACUAAAAUGCCUUGAAUACUCGCAAAUCGAUGCCCGUAGAACCAAUAUUCGGGCUGCACGUGCCAGGACCUGCCGCUGGCUUCUACGUCACUCUGUUUACCAGGACUGGCUUGAUCCCGGGAAACAACCGCAGAAUUAUGGUUUCUUGUGGAUGCGAGGCAAAGCAGGCGCGGGAAAGUCGACCAUGAUGAAGUUCAUGUACCUGGAAACGAAAAAGGUCAAGAAUCGCAGCAUGGCCGUGGUGUCCUUCUUUUUCAACGCCCGGGGCGAUUAUUUGGAAAGAUCCAUCUCCGGGAUGUAUCGGUCACUGUUACUGCAACUCUUGCAGGAGUUCCCGGACCUACAAUCCGUCCUGGACAACACGGACGUCAUUCCGCGGAACCAACAAGAUUGCCCAGACUUGAAUGUUCUGAAGGAGCUUCUCAACAACGCUGUUAUGGCUCUUGGCCAGAACUGCUUUACCUGCUUUGUCGACGCCCUCGACGAGUGUGACGAACUGAGUCGGGGCCGUGACAUGGACUUGUCUCAUAUCCUGGACAAAGCUGCUGGCGUUUUUAUGUGGGUCGUGUUGGUAGUCGAAAUCUUGAACAAUGAGAGUAGCCACAGCGCCCUCGCUCUCAGGAAGAAGCUGUCAGAAAUUCCGACCGAGCUAAGCAAGCUCUUCAGGAGUAUGCUGGUACGCGAUCAGCAUAGACCCGAAUCACUGCGGCUCUGCGUUCUCUGGAUUCUCUUCGCGAAGCGGCCUCUGAGUCCAGCAGAGUUCCGCCAUGCGCUGUGGGCAGGCUUAUUGGAGCAGAGUCUGGUCGAUCCCGAGCUUGCAGAUGACACACACAUGGAUGCCAUCAAACUGGUUGCGAGUUCCUCGAAGGGGCUUGCUGAGAUUACGAAAUCCAACCAGCCGACCGUGCAGUUCAUUCACGAAUCGGUACGGGACUUUUUGGCGAAAGAGAAGGGCAUCCGGGACUUGUGGCCUGAACUCCGAUUCGACUGGGAAGCUCCGAGCCACGAGAUCCUCAAACGUUGCUGCACCACGUACCUGUAUCAUCCAAGAGUACAGGCCAUCGUCGUCACGCCAGAGAUCGAAGGCGAGGAAAGGAACGCCAUGGUCAAAAGCUGCUCGUUCUUGGAGUAUUCCGGUCAGCAGGUCCUCUACCACGCCGAUUCUGCAGCACCUGUGGUUCCUCAAGAAAGUUUUUUAACCCAAUUCUUUGCCUCCGAUGGAGUCAGGGUGAUCAAUCACCUCGAGAAGUUCAAAAGUCGGCGGUAUAGCCCCAAUGUCACUCCGCUCUACGUUCUGGCAGACAAAGGACUCGGAAACCUCAUUCGCACACUGAUGGAACGAGGGCCGACCGCCGGCGUUUGCGAGGGACGCUACAAGAUCCUCUUUUUGCUGCAAUAG